CAGAUUUUUUCCGGUUGUGUAUUUUCAAAUUCUAGCGCCCUCGAGCUGGUUUCUCCAAAAUGACCUACCCAACCUUUAAUGUUUAACCACAAGCGGCUCCACCUGCACAGAUAGGCUAACGUUACUUAGAAUGAACUAAAAGUAUGUCAAAGAUCAUGGAGUCCUCCUCCUUUUAAUACUCUGUGUGUACAACAAGGCAACGAGAUAAAGGAGUCCUGUGAAGGGACACUUGUAAGGCUGUAUUCCCUCUGAGAGGCCAUGUAUCCUGUCGACCUUCCAGCUGUGGAGGACACUGACCUGACAUCUGUAUCUGAACUCUACCUCUCCUCUCUGGAGUCAGGAACUCACAACGAGGAGUGGUUUGAGUUAUCACACACUUCAAAGGUAGCGAUCACAGCAAACAAUGUGAGGCUGUUGCAGCUGUUUGAUGACCAUCAGUCCGACUGUACGCUGCUGGCGCUGCACCCUCCUAAUGAUCCAACACAAGUGCUGGCUCUGUACCUGCAGGACCAGUGGUGGAGUGUGGACGACGCGUUGAGGACAUGCUGCAAGGACAGAAACGGCUUGAUCUCGGUGCAGUCACUGAUGGAGCGAGUGAUCGUGUUCCUGCUCAGUCAGGUGCUGGAGAGGUCCCCUCAGGAGAAGACGUUGUUCUCCCUGCACCCCCGCACAGAGAGCUGCAAGCUGCUGUGGAGAGACAGCCAGGCGGUGGGCUUCUACACCAUCAAACACAAAGGCAGCCUGUGUGACGGCUGGAGCAGCCGCUGCUACCUGCUGCCUACUCUGGACACGCUGCUGGUGAGGAGGGGCUGGAGGAGGAGGGGCCUGGGGCUACUCAUGCUGGAGGACUUCUGCUCCUCCUUCUCCACAGAGGAGAUCCUGGGAGUCAGCGCUCCGCUGUCCCCCAGCAUGGUGGCAGUGUGCAGGAGUUUUCUGCAGCAGCAUGAAGAACAUCUGGAGAGUCUGUACGAGGUGGAGGCUCCAGGGGGGUGGACCCAACGACGAAACAUCUGGCUCAGCAUCCAGCUGGGACGCUACACUUCCUGUAUCAAGGAGGAGAGUGGUCCGGCAUCAGGAGACACUCAGAGGAAUAAUGACUCCUCUCUGAAGAGCAGUGAUUGCAGGCCGGACCCAGAGAGCUGCUCUGAUGUGGACGCUCCACUGGUGACAGGCUCCUCUGCACAACAACUGGAGCUCUGUGCUCAGCGGCGAGCAGGACGCUCCCCCAGCAGCUGUGUCUCUGGAACAGGAUGUUGUCCUGCAGCCCACGCUGAAGAUCUGGACUCUGGACCUCCCUGCAGACCCCCACAGUCCCUCAACACACAACAAGCCCUGAAACCUAAACCCUCUGUAUCUGCAGAGCCUGGAGAGGUAGAGGAAGAACAAAGGAAUGCCAAACGAGUUCGAAGGACAUGAGAAUACAGACACAGUGGAAAACUGUUUACAGUAUACAGAGGAGGCUGCUCUGUCCUCCUGUACCUAGGUGACCUUUACAACUUUAACUUUCUAGGCUGAGAUAUGGAUUCAUUGAAAGGACUGUUAUGGCAAUUAUGAUAUUAAAGCUUAAUACAGUGUAGUCCUAAUGAAAUGUGAACAGCUGCAUCCUGGAAAUGGCAUUUAAAUGUAUGUGUUUGUGUCCGAUGUGUUUGGACAAGGGGGUUUUAUGACACUACAGGAAGAGAGAAUGAGUGCACACUCAAAGCGCCUAAGAGUGGCUGUAAUACACAGAACAGGGCGCUCUCUUUGGUGGAGGUGUCAUGCUUGCGAAGAUCUCAAAAUACUUUAUAUCGAUAUUAUGUUUCUUUGCAAUUUUCUCUAGACAGCAGCUGAUUUGAAGUUGGUACUAUCAAAAAGCAUGCGAUCAACAGUUUUAUAUAUUUUUUUAAAAUGUGCUUUGAAGUGCUCUGUUACACUUGAAAUGAUGUUAUUUGUAAUGAGAAUCACUUACACUCCUACUGAUUUGGAAGUCAGUUUAGGAAGUCUGAUCAAAAUAAAGGAAAAUGUUGAUGUUU
Messenger RNA from Gymnodraco acuticeps, 2012 nucleotides. It is a transcript of the gene fam169b, whose product is annotated as family with sequence similarity 169 member B. Bases 259 to 1416 code for a protein of 385 amino acids. The record is from RefSeq and is a predicted model, not a curated record. NCBI's taxonomy places the organism in Eukaryota, Metazoa, Chordata, Actinopteri, Perciformes, Bathydraconidae. The transcript has 9 exons.